Zeugodacus cucurbitae (melon fly) is the source of this 1044-nucleotide messenger RNA. Its product is annotated as trypsin beta. Lineage: Eukaryota; Metazoa; Arthropoda; Insecta; Diptera; Tephritidae. The coding region runs from base 197 to 958 and encodes 253 amino acids. The transcript is spliced from 2 exons. The record is from RefSeq and is a predicted model, not a curated record. Gene Ontology annotation, biological process: proteolysis. Gene Ontology annotation, molecular function: serine-type endopeptidase activity.
AACAACAACGCCACGUUACGAUAACAAGUGAAGCUACGAUACGACAAUACGGCAAAAUCAAUCGUCAAAACUCAAAUACGAUUGUGUGUGAAAAUCUUCACUUAACUACAAUUCAUUUCAUACGAGUAUAAUUGCAGCGGCGAUCCGGUACGGCCAGUUCAGUCAGUGUCAGUAACUCAGUAACGGCGCAAACGCAAUGUGUUCAACAGUAAAUUUCGCGCUAUUCGCGAUCGCUUUCGCCGGCAUCGUCGCCAACUGCCAGGCAACGACAGUGUCGGGUCGCAUUUUGGGCGGUGAGGAUGUCGCAUCCGGUCAGUUCACUUUCGUCGCUUCGGUACGUUUGGAUGGUGCGCAUGUCUGUGGUGGCAGCAUUAUUGGCAAACGGCAAAUCUUGACGGCGGCGCAUUGUGUUGUCGACGACAACAACAAAGUUGUCGCCUCCAAUCGUGUCUCGGUGCGCGUUGGCAGCAUCAAUCAGUUUGCCGGUGGCAAGAUCAUCUAUGCCGAUUCCAUUGCUGUACAACCCGCGUACACAUACAUACACAAUGAUGUCGCUGUAAUCCAAUUGAACAGUGACGUUGUGGUGGGCAGUAAAAUCUCCAUAAUUCCACUCGCCACCAGCGCCGAUCAAUUGCCCGCUGUUGGCACUAAACUCUCCGUUGCCGGUUGGGGUGAGCAGACGUCUGGUGCGGCACCAUAUAAACUACAAUCGGUCGCAUUCUCGGCGGCCAGCGAAGAGGAUUGCAAGAAGGGCUUCCCCGAAACUGAUGAGACCACAUUCUGCUUGGCGCACAAUCUGAAGGAGGGCAGUUGUCUGGGUGAUGCCGGUAACGGUGUUGUCUACAACAAUCGUUUAGUUGGUGUAGCAAGCUUUGUAGUGGGCGCAUGCGGUUCGCGUUAUGCCGAGGUGUUCGUGAAUGUCUCACACUUUGCCACAUGGAUCCAGGGUCAAUUGUGAGUUUAGCGCGGGGAGUUGGUGUAAUACUACAGUAAUAAUAUGUAAUAGUAAAGCGAAUAAAUUUUGAAGGUUUUUAAUAAAAAGUA